CCGACCCCUUCCAUCGCCUCGCGGUUUUUUGACCCGUCGUUUCCGUUUCCCGGCAUAGGACGACGCGUCGAGAGCCCUAGCAAUAACGCCCGGCCCGAUCGUCGAGACCGAUCGAUCAUGGCGGCGGCGCCGGAGCCGGUGGAGGUGCCGACGACGGAGGAGGCGCCCGCGCCCGCGCCCGCGGCGAGCGAGGAUCAGGCGGCACCGGCUGCAGCGGCGGCAGGGACCAACGCGACGGUGCCUGCGCUCUACGUGGGCGAUCUCCAUGAGAACGCGCAGGAGGAGCACAUCUUCGAUGCCUUCAGUAAGGUCGGUGCUGUCACCUCCGUCAGGGUCUGCCGCGACAAUGCCACCAGCAGGUCGCUCCGAUAUGGCUACGUAAAUUACUUCUCCCAAGCCGAUGCAACGACUGCUUUGGAGCAGAUGAAUCAUAGCCUUAUAUUGGACAAGCCAAUUAGAGUAAUGUGGUCUAACCGAGAUCCCGAUGCCAGGAGAAGUGGCGUUGGAAAUGUGUUUGUUAAGAACUUUGGCGAUCAUAUUGACAAUGUAAUUCUUCAAGAACUAUUCUCCAAGUUUGGAGAGAUAUUAUCUUGUAAAGUUGUUAGAAAUGAGGAUGGCACAAGUAGAGGCUACGGCUUCGUUCAGUUUGCAGCUCAAGAGCCAGCAGACAUCGCAAUAGAGACUCUUAACAACUCUUACUUUGAGGGUAGAGAAUUGCUUGUAGCUCAUUUCAUUAAGAAGAGCGAACGAUCAGCCAAUAAUGAUGACAAAUACACUAACUUGUAUAUGAAGAAUAUAGAUGAUGACAUGACAGAAGAACUCAUUAAAUUGAAGUUUUCUCAGCAUGGUCAAGUAACUAGUGUGAAGAUAAUGAAGAGAGAUGAUGGGACAUCCAAGGGUUUUGGGUUUGUCAGUUUCAAAAACCCGGAAAGUGCCAAGAAAGCAAAAGAGGCCAUGAAUGGGAUGGCUCUUGGAGCGAAAACUUUGUACGUGGCAAGGGCUCAGAAAAAGGCUGAAAGAAAGCAAUAUUUGCAGCUCUUACAUGAGGAAAAGCGGAAUGAAAUAAUCACUAAGAGCAAUGGGUCCAAUGUGUAUAUCAAAAAUAUUAGUGAUGAAGUUGAUGAUGACACUCUUCGCGAGCGCUUUGCUGAAUUUGGAAACAUUACAUCAGUAAAGAUUAUGCGUGAUGACAAGGGCAUUAGUAAAGGAUUUGGAUUUGUAUGUUACAGCACACCCGAUGAAGCAAAGUGUGCCGUAAGCAGCAUGCGUGGUGUCAUGUUUUACGGCAAACCAUUGUAUGUUGCUAUUGCUCAAAGGAAAGAGGACAGAAAAGCUAGGCUGGAGCAACGUUUUGCUGAACUUGCUACGAUGGCAGGAACUGCAAGCCCUGUGAUCCCCACAGGUUAUCCUCAUGUGUACUUUGCCCAUCCUAGUACACACUUUCCUCAGGGUCCUUCAAGGCAAGGAUUCAUGUAUCCACCCAUUGGGCUCGGCCAAGAAUGGAGGCAGAAUGUGUACCCUUCGCCGCAUAGUAUCCAACAAAUUCAUCCACCACUCAUGCCAAAUACUCCAAGGCAGUACAGAAACAACAGGGGAUGCAUGACCGGGAAUAUGAUGACUUUUCCCCACGCCGUUAAUUAUGUGUCACAUGCUCAGACAGCUAAAGAUUUCAUGUCCAUGUCCCGGCAGCAAUUCGGCCAUGCAAAGUACAUAACACCCGAUGUUUUGAGCAAUGGCCUGGCCAUCCAUCACGGCGGCCCUAUUUCAUCGGUGAACGAUUCUUUCGCCAGCUUGCUUGCUGCUGCUCCACCUGAUCAACAAAGAGAUAUGCUCGGGAAUAGGAUAUAUCCAUUGGUCGAGAGAUAUCAUCCUGAUCUGGCCAGUAAGAUCACUGGAAUGUUGCUGGAGCUGGAUACUUCUUAUCUGCUCUCGAUGCUGAAUUCGCAGGAUACCUUGUCUGCAAAAGUUAAUGAGUGUGUGCAAGCUCUCCAAGGGCAGCAAGCGGCAAAAAAUAAGCCUGAGGAUCUGGAGGCCCUACACCCUGGCUUCCUCGACUCUACCAGUGUAAACGCCAACUGAGAGGGUUCACAACCAGGCCAAGAACCUUCCAUUUUCUUUUCUGGACGGGGAUUUUUGGGAACUAGAUAGCCGAUCUUUCUUAUUAUAGUUUGUGAGUUUUUACCGAUUGGACUUAUGGGUUACUUGUUACUACAGAAUAAAAUAUAUUAGAUUUAGCUAGAACCUUGCGAGUUUUAUUAUUAUUUUUAUGGCAUCCUAUGAAUGAAUCCUAUAGAGAAUAAUGACUUUUGGUGACUUUACUAUGUUGCUCUUCCUCUGACGUUAUGAACAUUUCUGCCUUACUAAUUUUGUUGCUUUAUUAUUGCUUCUGUUUAUGGAUGAUUCACUGAAAGUCCGCAAGGUUUCUCCAUAUAUUUUAAUUUCUUGUGGAGUCUAUAUAGAGAUCAAAGUGUAGACCUGGUGUCGUACACUCUGUCGUAUACUCAUAUCAGACUAUAUCUCUGAAACCAUGUAGAUCAUCUGAAGUCCAAGCUGUUCAGGCCACUUUACUAGAUGUGUUAUUUCUGAUUUUGUCUCCUACAGAUUUUGUGGACGUGUUCUGACUAUUGAGGAAGCCACUGCCGCUGUGUUGUUACGAUACUAUCUGUCUUCGAUUCUCCAUGUGGUUUAGAAAUAACUAGUGGACCUGUUACGCCAAAUGGCGCAAAGGCACGCUAAACCCAUGUUCGCGAUGAAAAAAAUCCAUGGUUUAAGGGUUCAGGGUUUAAAAAUGUAUAUACACAUUUUAAUUUGAUAGUAUAGAGCCCCAUUUAAAAGAAAAUAUAUGUUUUAGUUAGUUUAGCUGUAGUCAAGUAACAUAUGAUAAAAAAGUGUCUUGUUGUGCACAAUGAGAUAUAUAUCCACAUUCUAAUUUGGUGGUAUAUACUCUCAUUUAAAACCAUGUCAUGUUGAAAAUAUGUGUAUCCUUUUAGUAAUAUUUUUGUCUUGCCCACACUAAGAAUUUAGAUGCCUAUGUAUAAAAAGAAACACAUAUUUCUGUAUGCAUUAAAAAAAUCUAAAAAAUACAUAAUCUGACGCUAAAAAAUAUAUGUAUAUCUAAUAGCAUGUAGGAAUCAUUUAAGGAGGCCUUCUUUUUUUUGAAAAGCUAUCAACAUUUUAUUGUUUUUGUGCGCAAAAAAGAAAAACAUUUCUUUUUGCUCAGAUGGACGCAUAUGUAUAUGAAAAAGUACGCAUGUAGUUGACCCGUUGCGCCAAAUGGCGCAGAGACCCGUUGAAUGGAUGUGUGCAUUGAAAAAAAAACAUAGUUUAGUUGCUUUAGUUGUGGAAAAGCACAUAUGGUAAUAAAUUUACCCGUUUAUUUAAUAAAGAACGAAUGGACACUUGUUGUCUACAAUGAGAUAUACAUACAUACACAUUUAAAUUUAUCUG
Messenger RNA from Aegilops tauschii subsp. strangulata, 3447 nucleotides. RefSeq names its product polyadenylate-binding protein 7. Lineage: Eukaryota; Viridiplantae; Streptophyta; Magnoliopsida; Poales; Poaceae. Gene Ontology annotation, molecular function: RNA binding. The record is from RefSeq and is a predicted model, not a curated record.